Messenger RNA from Alternaria arbusti, 723 nucleotides. RefSeq lists its product as uncharacterized. The coding region runs from base 1 to 723 and encodes 240 amino acids. The transcript is spliced from 3 exons. The record is from RefSeq and is a predicted model, not a curated record. NCBI's taxonomy places the organism in Eukaryota, Fungi, Ascomycota, Dothideomycetes, Pleosporales, Pleosporaceae.
AUGGAAGACCCAGUCAAAGAAAUACCCGCCAUCAUCCACCUCCUCACGCAAUCGCCCCCGUCCCUCCAGCGCGCAACCAUCGACAAAUACUUCACACCCGACGCCGCGUUCUCGCAUCCUUUUUGCCGCACAUGGAGCCGACCGAAUUCUAGGUGGUUGGUCGAGCGGACGUAUCGCUGGUAUAAGAUUAUGAGUCCGAGGAUUGAUUGUACGGUGCAGAGCGUCGCAUUCGACGAAACCAACCUCAUCCUCUACGCAACCAUCUUCCAGAUCUUCCGCAUCUGGUUCAUACCCUUCUACUACGCGCCCGUCCGCCUCACCACCGUUCUCCACCUGCGCGAAUCCCCUUCCACCACCACCACCACCACCUCCUCCUCCUCCCCACCCGCAAAACCAAAAUACCACAUCUCCAAACAAGAAGACCUCUACCAAGUCGACCAAUGGAUACGUUUCGUCGCGCCAGGCGCCUGGAUGCUAAUCUGGCUCUGGCAGGCUUGGGCCACGGUGUUCUGUGUCGCAGGCACUAUGCUGCUUUGGCCGAUCACUUGGAUGGAGGAGAAUUGGGGGUGGGGUGAGGGCGUGGGGAUGCAGAGUGGGACGGGGCUUGUUAAGGGGUUUAGGAUUGUGGGGAAGGGUGGGAAGGAGGGGGAGGUUAGGGCGGAUGGGCUGGACGAGAAGGAGGUUUUGGCGAAGACGGAGUUGAGGGGGAGGAUUGUGGGGUGA